Molecule: messenger RNA, 6081 nt
Organism: Macrobrachium nipponense
Lineage: Eukaryota; Metazoa; Arthropoda; Malacostraca; Decapoda; Palaemonidae
Product: lysosomal alpha-glucosidase-like
Exons: 24
Coding region: 335-3490 (1051 amino acids)
Biological process (GO): carbohydrate metabolic process
Molecular function (GO): carbohydrate binding; alpha-1,4-glucosidase activity
Source: RefSeq, a predicted model, not a curated record
AAGUAAUGCGCACUGUCGGCCAAACCAGUUUCUUCCUGCAAGUGGCAACUUACAUAACAAACAGGAAGAAGAAGAAUACCCUAGAACGGAAGUAAACAAAGACCGUCGCUGAGUGGAUGAAUCCUGUCACAGACAUUGCCAACGAAAUUUACGUUUCCGAUAUCUUGCAGUUCUUGUCGUCAAGCAAAAGUGUCAUAAAUGGUCUGCCACCAGUUGGGGAACUACAGCUUAAGAAACACAGAAAAUAGCUUACUUCUAAAUAAAUAUUGUGGAUCUCUCCUAGAUAGUUAGCCCUAAGGGUUUUAACCCGGUUUGUAUGUAAAGAAAAAGAAGGAUGGGGAAGAUUCAAUUGAAGUUAUCAACAACUAGUCCAAAAAGUGUUGAAGCACACCUCUUACCAGAACAUAAUGACACGCCCCCACCUACUCGGAAGGUAGGUUAUCUGUUCCAGAAAAACCAGUGGGCUGUCAAUUUUGUGGGUCUUAUGAUGGGUGUAGGCCUGAUCAUGUGCAUCCUUUUUGUUUAUGUGUAUGGAAGAGCAUUGUUUAUGUUUAGAGGGUGCAGCACUGUAUUUCCUACUAAAGAAGAAGGCUCAGAAAGUUUUAUGAAUGCAGAACAAACUCCUGAACAUCCUCUACACAGGUGGGAGUCUUCACAAUACCUCUCUCAUCAACCAAAUCCAGAAAGAAUGAGAAGUUACACCAACUGGGUUAAAUAUGGAAGUGAGAGGAAAGAUUGUGGUGUAGACUGCCUGUUUUGGGAGGCUGAUGAUACCCUUCUAAGUGAUGAGCAACAAGUUCUUGAAGGCAGGGAACCACUCCCAGAUCCUGUUAGAGUCCAGGAUGACAAGCAGUGCAGUGACAUAUCUCUGAGCCUUCGGUUUGAUUGCCUACCUGGAGGAACUGUGGAUCAAACUGCUUGUGAAAGUCGAGGAUGUUGCUGGCUUGCUGAUGAAGAGGUUCCACAGCGAAAAAAACCAUUUCCAUCUCCCAGUUUACACCAUCCAUCUCAUGGCGAGCCACUGGAAGACAUACCUUUAAACAUUCCAUACUGUUUUUAUCCCCGAGACUAUGAUGGCUACCACUUCGUCAACUUUUCUUCUGAUACCUAUGGCAACAGUGGUUAUUUGAGGAGAGACACCUCUAGUGGUUACCCUCAUGACAUUCCCCUUCUCAAGAUGGAGGUCUUUUAUGAGACCCCAACUCGGAUCAGAGUUAGGAUCCAAGAUCCAAGUUCACCAAGAUGGGAAUCACCACUUCCAGUAAUAUCUGAUGUUAAACUUGGUGCUGCUGUAGAACCCCUGUAUGGCAUUGCUGUUGAGGAAGAUGAUGGUGCCUUUGUCAUCUUCCGUAGAGCAUCUUCUCUUCCUCUGUUUGAUACAAGGAAUGCAGCCCCUCUUGUGUAUGCUGAUCAGUUCCUGCAGCUUUCAACGCGCUUGCCUUCUGAAUAUUUGUAUGGCCUUGGCGAACAUCUUGAAGGACUGCUCUUGGACACUUUCUGGAAACGGCGUGUUCUGUGGAACCUGGAUCAGAUUCCAGAACCUGGGAAAAAUUCGUAUGGAAGUCACCCCUUCUACCUAUCAAUGGAACCUGAUGGUAAUGCUCAUGGCGUUUUUCUUCUCAACAGCAACGCCAUGGACAUUGUUCUCCAGCCAACUCCCGCUGCAACAUUUAGGAUCAUAGGAGGCAUUCUUGACCUCUAUGUCUUCUUAGGCCCCACUCCUAAUGAUGUUAUCAGCCAGUACACAGAAGUUAUUGGACGCCCAUUUCUUCCGCCAUAUUGGUCCCUAGGAUAUCACCAGUGCAAGUUCGGUUACAAGUCCUUGAAUAAAACCAAAGCAGUUUGGCAGCGCACACGUGAUGCUGGAAUACCAUUUGAUGUGCAGUGGAAUGAUAUUGACUACAUGGAGGAAAACAAGGACUUCACCUAUGAUCUGAUCCAUUUUAGAGAACUUCCAGAAUUUGUCCAACAGCUUCAUGAGGUUGGAAUGCACUAUGUGCCUAUUGUGGAUCCAGGUAUCAGUGCUUCAGAGCCUCUUCAUACAUAUCCUCCUUGGGAUGAAGGCCUUGCAUUACAUGUCUUCGUAAGGAAUGGCUCCAAUAUGCCUUUCAUCGGAAAGGUUUGGAAUACAGUUGAUACAGCUUGGCCGGAUUUCACUCAGCCACUCAGCACAUACUACUGGGGUCGCCAGCUAUUGCGCUAUCACAGCUGGGUUGAAUUUGAUGGAGCAUGGAUCGACAUGAAUGAACCAUCAAACUUCUGGUCUGGUAGCUAUGAUGGGUGUGGUGAUAACAAUUUAGAGCAUCCUCCUUUUCUUCCUCAUGUUCAUGGAGGAAUCCUCUAUUACCACACUAUUUGUAUGACAGCAAGGCAUUAUUUUGGCAGGCACUAUAGUAUCCACAAUCUUUAUGGUUUUACAGAGGCUAUAGCAACCAAUAAGGCUCUACAAAUCAUACGGGGAAAGCGGCCUUUCAUUAUAUCUCGCUCUUCAUUUGCUGGACUUGGCCACUACAGUGGACACUGGACUGGCGACAUCUGGUCAGACUGGUUUAACUUAUGGCAGUCCAUCUCAGGUAUUCUCAACUUCAACAUGUUUGGAAUUCCAAUGGUUGGUGCAGACAUUUGUGGUUUCAAUGGCAAUGCAACAGCCAGCCUCUGUUUGCGCUGGAUGCAGCUGGGAGCGUUUUACCCUUUCUCGAGAAAUCACAAUACAGACACUGCUUAUGACCAGGAUCCUGUAGCCUUGGGUCAAGAUGUUGUGGAAGCAUCACGCAAAGCACUGGAAAUACGGUACCACCUUCUGCCCUAUCUGUAUUCUCUCUUCUUCAACGCUCAUCUUACAGGGGAGCCUGUGGCCAGACCUCUGUUUUUCCAUUUCCACAAAGAUGAAAGAACAUAUGGAAUCGACACUCAGUUCAUGUGGGGGUCAGGACUAAUGAUUGCUCCAGCAUUAAAAGAGAAUGUCACAGAAGUCAAAGCAUACAUUCCAGAGGGACGCUGGUAUGACUGGUAUUCCAAAACCAUUAUAGAAGGAAAAGGAAGUUAUAAGAUACUGGCAGCCCCAAGCGAUGUGAUCCCAUUGCUGAUACGAGGAGGUACAGUCAUGCCAGUUCAGGUACCUGCUGUUACCACAACCAUGAGUCGAAAGAAUGACAUGGGCAUCAUAGCAGCACUUGACGAAAGUGGACAUGCAGCAGGAGAGUGGUUUUGGGAUGACGGUGAAAGCUUAGAUACAGCAGAAAACAUGAACUACACCCAUGUAGUUUUUUCAGCUGAACCUGGGAAUGUGUCUGUGAAUGUGACUUUGGCAGCAUAUCAAGAACCGGCAAAUCUAGGUUAUUUUCACAUCUUGGGAGUAGAUGGAAACGUUACUGCUGUCUACGUAGACAAUAAAAAAGUUACCUUUUCAUAUGAAGACACUACAAAGGUACUGUCCGCUGUGGGAUUGAAGAAGAGUCUUCUUGUUGGAUUUUCCAUUUCAUGGGAGUAAUUUGGAUAAGCUUAGGACUGAAGUAGGAAGAAAAAAUUUAACAUAAGUUCCCAAAGUUAUAUCAGGAGGACAUUGUUCCAAAAAACAAUCUGCAGUUAGCUCCUGAUGUAGUUUGUAUACAUUAUGCAGAUACCUUGGAGUCAACAGAAAUAAGAUAAUUGGUAAAAAUCUAAAAACCAAAAUAAGCUGUGAAAACAUAAUUUUUUGGUAAAUAUUCGUCACAUUAAUUAUAACAUAAUACUAUAUCAGUUCAUGAACCAUGUAAGUUCAAGAAUAUGAACUCAAGUUUGCAGAGACAAUUAUGUGCCAUUAUUUCUACUUCAUAAAUUUCAAGAAACCUAUUAGACUGCUGUGUUAUGUAAAGGACAGUUGUCAGGUAUAUGUUAGCCAGUUUCCUCUUGUACAUUCACCAUUUCUUUUCUGGAAGACUUGUUAGUAAUGUUCUGUCAUCAUCACAUGUAGACAAUAGAAAGUUUGGCACAAAACUAAUUCCUGUCUUCCAUUGUUAAGGAAAAACCAUUUGAUGUUAUGGAAUACUCUAGUAGUUUGUCUUGUUAUUUAAACAGCACAUAAACAAAAAUUAAUUCAUUUUUACAAGUUUAAUGUACUAGGUGUAUGUCUGAAAUAGGGAAAAAUAUAAGUUGUCUUGUUACAUAUGGAAAUGAUUAUUUUAUUCAACUUCUUGUCCAUAUUUGUAACAAAUAAUACUUUUUCUGGUUGUAAGCUGUUUGUGUUAAGUGUGAGUGUUGUUACAUAGUGAAAAGAGGACUUUGCAGUAGAAUUUGAAACAAGGAUAAUAUUGUGGCUUUAAUGAAGAUUAGAAUGCUGCAAGGUAUUUAAAUCAACUUUAAAAAUCAUGGCAUCUUGACCAGUUUGCCUGAUCAUGUUUUUAACUUUAUUUGCUGAGGGAUGUAACAUUUGCUAAAAGAAACACUAGUUUUCCAGCUACAUUACAUUUUUGGUUGAUAAGAAUUUAAUUUUCUUAUCAAUUAUUCUAGGUAAUUUGUAAGUUGGUUUGACAAGACACAGCAAAGAAUCUUGAUUUCAUCAAUAACGUGCCACACAAGUUGUACCCCUAACUCUAGCAAUCAGUCUAGGAUUUGUAACUGUUGUUGAUUCUACUGUUACCACUUUGGCAGGAGGUUUGUAUGUUGAUUAAUGCCACAGCUGAGUAACUUGCCUUUCUAGCUAUAUAUGAGCAAAGUACAGAGUAGUUUGUUUUUCAGUCUAUAAAUUGUAAGUAGUUACACAUUUAUGUAUUACUUACUAUUUUUAUGAAUAAAAUUCUGUACUGUAUUUUAUUUGUAAUCUCGAAUACAGGCUACUUGACAAACAAAAUAUGUUAUCCACAUCAAAGUCUUCAUUGAAAGCUAAUUAUUUUCCAUUGAUGUAGAAUAAUGUUGUAAUUGCUCCACCAUGUGCAAGUUUUUGAGAACCUUCAAUGACUGCAACUUAUACUUACUGUUACUUCAUGUUACCUUAGGUGGGAUGUUACUUUAGUCUGUAGGUUGGCCCGCAAAAAAAAAAAUUCAGACACUUAUUUAGCAAAAUAAUUGUUACCUUAAAGGUUUGCAACAUAGUUGUGGUUCACAGUUAUUAAGAAGUUCUGCUUUUAGUUUAUAUGUGCUUCUGUUAUUUCUGAAUGCUCAAAGCAACAGGUUUCAUCUUUUCAUUGUGAAUUACUGUCUAUCUCCAAUCUCAUGCCUUUAAGGUAUGUAUACAUUUUUAUUUAUAUAUGUAUGUCUGUAACUAUAUACAUAUAUUCUUUGUUAUCCGGUGCGAGUCUUGUUAAUUUUAUGAAAUGUACUAAAUUUUAACUGAGGUUUUUAAUAAACACAUUCUUCAUCUUUUGUAAGUGUUAUUGACUGAUAUACUGUGUAUAAAUGCAAAGUAGAUAGCAUUUUUACAGUAUACUUACCUACUUGUUUGUGAGAAAGUAUAUUUUAUAUGCUAAAGGAAUUAUUAUUGCACAAAGUAGAUAUUUUGUACAUAUUUAUUAAUAUGCACUUUGUGAGUCAACUAUUGUUAAAGCAGAUUCUACCAGUUCCUGUUAAUGCCAUUGAACAAUUUGCCUUUUCUUUUCAAGUGAGAUACAGUACCGUUCUGAGACUGACUUUUUAUAAUUGAUGUAAUCUAGUGGAGUUGCAUUGUAUAUUUUGGUGCAUGUUUUGCAAGUGCCAACUUUAAAAUCCAAUACAGUACACAUACUUUAAUAUAUAUAUAAGCAGUGUUACCAUCUUUUUUUGUACCCAUCAUGUAGUUUAUUUUUCAAAUAAUUUGCAAAAAUUAGCCCUUAAGCUUUCCACUUUUAUACUUCAAAUUUGUGAAAUUUUGCAUACGUAUUUGAAACUUUUGUAGAAACUAACUGAAUUUGUUUGGGUAUGUUGUGUAUCCAUUACGUAAAAUUGCUUUGACAUUUAGUUAUAAACAUAUUAAAGAAGUCAUUUUCCUUUGGUUGAGCCUCUCUUAGUCACAAACACUAAGAAGUGUUGUGACAGAGGAAUCUUUUUUUGUCUUUGUGUUUUUAAGGUUCUGUUGGUUGUAAUGGUAAAAGAUGUGAUAAUAAAUAUACAAGUAUUUUAACCCAAAAA